UAAAUCUAGUUUAUUAAGAUUUUAACUGACUAGAUUCAGUAAACUCGAACUUGUAGGACAGAUAAGAUAUACUGAUUUACGAUGAAGAGAGCUAGCGUCGUUCUCCUACUAACAUACUGUUGCAGUGCUUUAGCUGUAAACGACUAUGUGUCAACUCAGAGUGAGCUGACCCACAGCCUGCUAGAGAGAUAUGACCGACACAUUAAACCAGAUCAUAAAGUAAAUGUAUCGGUCAACCUUUAUCUCAGAUAUAUCAAGGAGGUUGAUAGCGUCUCAGGAUCAAUGGAGUACCAGUUGACAUUUAGACAGAAAUGGUCGGAUAGCAGACUUAGUUUCAAUGAGAAUCCAGAUGCUGUCAACGUGAACUUCCUUACCCUUAUUUCAGGAGAAGAGAAACAGAUUUGGGUUCCAGAUACGUUCUUCAGGAAUGAACUUGAGGCUAAAAUUCACAAUACAAUGGUGCCUAAUGAAUACAUUAGAGUUUAUCCUAACGGGGAUGUACUUCAAAGUGUCAGGUUAACAUUGAAAACUACCUGUGGUUUCAACAGUCCUAAAACUGAAUUUAUCUGCCCGGUUCAGAUUGCCAGCUAUGGAUGGACUGCUGAGGAUGUUGUGUACACCUGGACUGAUAAACCAAUCAUGGUUGCUAAGGAACUGAGGAUAAAUAAUUUCAACUUGGAUAAUUAUAUUUCUGACUACUGCAACGUUAAGACCAGCACUGGAGAGUACAGCUGUCUCAAUGCUGAAUUUAGAUUCACUCCAGUUGGGUUAAUCAAUCAACUGUAUGCAUUGUUAAAAUAAAAGUCUAAGCAUGAGCAAAUUAAACGCGCAACUAAUAAAUUAGUUGAAUUAUUGUCCAACCUUAACCUUGUAAAAUUUAACAAUAAGCAAAUUUAUUAUAUAUGUCAUGCAUUUUUUGCAAUAAAAUUUUCAUUAAUCUGCAAAAA
This is a messenger RNA of Eurytemora carolleeae, 947 nucleotides long. Its product is annotated as glutamate-gated chloride channel. NCBI's taxonomy places the organism in Eukaryota, Metazoa, Arthropoda, Copepoda, Calanoida, Temoridae. Gene Ontology annotation, biological process: chloride transmembrane transport; nervous system process; chemical synaptic transmission. Gene Ontology annotation, cellular component: membrane; synapse; neuron projection. The transcript is spliced from 10 exons. The record is from RefSeq and is a predicted model, not a curated record. The coding region runs from base 82 to 801 and encodes 239 amino acids. Gene Ontology annotation, molecular function: transmembrane signaling receptor activity; chloride channel activity; extracellular ligand-gated monoatomic ion channel activity.